GUCUUCCAGGUUGGCUUGGCUGCGGAAGCGACUCCUGCCAGGGCGGGGUGGGGCACGGGAGGGCGGGGAGCGCGGCAAUUUCCGCUUCCGGUCCGUCGCCUCCUUCGGUUGCUUCCCGUCUCCUCGGCGGCUCCCCUCCCCCGCCCGGCUCUCCGCGCCCCUUCUGGGCGGCGGGGCGGCGGAGCCGUCGGCGUGCGGCCCUCCUUGCGUUCGUGCGUGCGCCCGUGGCCCGGCGCACGCCCCGCGACACCGAGGCCGAGCGGGGCAGGGGGCUGACCGCCAUGACCCCCCAGAGCCCGGCGUGAGGGGGCCGAGAGGUCCUCUUCCCCUCGCAGAUGCGGUGACCUCCCAGCACCUGCUGCAGCCUUCGUCCGGGAGUUGCCCCAUCUCUCCACGCAUCAGGGGCCCUGUGCCCCUUGCUGCUGCAGCCGGGCACCAUGUCGACCUCGUCCUUGAGGCGCCAGAUGAAGAACAUCGUCCACAAUUACUCAGAGGCAGAGAUCAAGGUUCGAGAGGCCACGAGCAAUGAUCCCUGGGGCCCAUCCAGCUCCCUCAUGUCAGAGAUUGCCGACCUCACCUACAACGUUGUCGCCUUCUCGGAGAUCAUGAGCAUGAUCUGGAAGCGGCUCAACGACCAUGGCAAGAACUGGCGGCACGUCUACAAGGCCAUGACGCUGAUGGAGUACCUCAUCAAGACCGGCUCGGAGCGCGUGUCGCAGCAGUGCAAGGAGAACAUGUACGCCGUGCAGACGCUGAAGGACUUCCAGUAUGUGGACCGCGACGGCAAGGACCAGGGCGUGAACGUGCGUGAGAAAGCUAAGCAGCUGGUGGCCCUGCUGCGCGACGAGGACCGGCUGCGGGAAGAGCGGGCGCACGCACUCAAGACCAAGGAAAAGCUGGCACAGACCGCCACGGCCUCAUCAGCAGCUGUGGGCUCGGGUCCCCCUCCCGAGGCGGAGCAGGCGUGGCCGCAGAGCAGCGGGGAGGAGGAGCUGCAGCUCCAGCUGGCCCUGGCCAUGAGCAAGGAGGAGGCCGACCAGCCCCCGUCCUGCGGCCCCGAGGACGACGCCCAGCUCCAGCUGGCCCUUAGUUUGAGCCGAGAAGAGCAUGAUAAGGAGGAGCGGAUCCGUCGCGGGGAUGACCUGCGGCUGCAGAUGGCAAUCGAGGAGAGCAAGAGGGAGACCGGGGGCAAGGAGGAGUCGUCCCUCAUGGACCUUGCUGACGUCUUCACGGCCCCAGCUCCUCCCCCGACCACAGACCCCUGGGGGGGCCCAGCACCCAUGGCUGCUGCCGUCCCCACGGCUGCCCCCACCUCGGACCCCUGGGGCGGCCCCCCUGUCCCUCCGGCUGCUGAUCCCUGGGGAGGUCCCGCCCCCACGCCGGCCUCUGGGGACCCCUGGAGGCCUGCUGCCCCUGCAGGACCCUCAGUUGACCCUUGGGGUGGGACGCCAGCCCCUGCGGCUGGGGAAGGGCCCUCGCCGGAUCCGUGGGGAAGUUCCGAUGGUGGGGUCCCGGUCAGUGGACCUUCAGCCUCCGAUCCCUGGACACCGGCCCCGGCCUUCUCAGAUCCCUGGGGAGGGUCACCUGCCAAGCCCAGCACCAAUGGCACCACAGCUGGGGGAUUUGACACGGAGCCCGACGAGUUCUCUGACUUUGACCGACUCCGCACGGCACUGCCGACCUCCGGGAGCAGCGCAGGGGAGCUGGAGCUGCUGGCAGGAGAGGUGCCGGCCCGAAGCCCUGGGGCGUUUGACAUGAGUGGGGUCAGGGGAUCUCUGGCUGAGGCUGUGGGCAGCCCCCCACCUGCAGCCACACCAACUCCCACGCCCCCCACCCGGAAGACGCCGGAGUCAUUCCUGGGGCCCAAUGCAGCCCUCGUCGACCUGGACUCGCUGGUGAGCCGGCCAGGCCCCACGCCGCCUGGAGCCAAGGCCUCCAACCCCUUCCUGCCAGGCGGAGGCCCAGCCACUGGCCCCUCCGUCACCAACCCCUUCCAGCCCGCGCCUCCCGCGUCACUCACCCUGAACCAGCUCCGUCUCAGUCCUGUGCCUCCCGUCCCUGGAGCGCCACCCACGUACAUCUCUCCCCUUGGCGGGGGCCCUGGCCUGCCCCCCAUGAUGCCCCCGGGCCCCCCGGCCCCCAACACUAACCCCUUCCUCCUAUAAUCCAGGGCGGAAGGGGGCCUGGCUCCAUCCGGCUGCCCCAUUCCGGCUCCCUGGGAGAUCAGUGUUGUGAGUGCAUGUGAAAUGGGGGAUCCCCGCCCCCAGUGCCCUUCCCCUUCCUGGGGCCCACUCACACUACACCCUCUUCCUUUCCCACCCCACCUCCCCGGAGAGAAACUGGACAUGGGGCCUGGGGAGGGGAGCUGGCCAGAGGAGGACCCCUUUCCCGUGGCAUUAGAAGGGGGAGGGGUGGCUGGGGCCCCCACCCAUUCCCCCUCCCUCCAAACUCCCAACCCCCAGUCAGUGUUUGAGCCUCCUUGUUCCCCUCACGCACCCCCUCACGCACCCUCGGUGAAUCCUUGGUGAUGAUUUUGGCAACUUUGGGAAUAAAUGGCAAUUCCCACGG
This is a messenger RNA of Pongo pygmaeus (Bornean orangutan), 2568 nucleotides long. It is a transcript of the gene EPN1, whose product is annotated as epsin 1. Bases 438 to 2165 code for a protein of 575 amino acids. Gene Ontology annotation, cellular component: plasma membrane; clathrin vesicle coat; endosome. Gene Ontology annotation, molecular function: phospholipid binding; clathrin binding. Lineage: Eukaryota; Metazoa; Chordata; Mammalia; Primates; Hominidae. The record is from RefSeq and is a predicted model, not a curated record. Gene Ontology annotation, biological process: endocytosis. The transcript has 11 exons.